AUGGUCAUGCCAAUGCUCUUGAUCAGCAACCAUUACCAGACGAAUAAUACUGAGGCUGAGGAUGUGUGCUCGACCUUUCUGAUACAGACAGCUUUCGAUCAUCCCUACCUCCUUCAGGCAGCUCUUGCUCUCAGCGCGCUACAUCUGAGCCGAACUUCAGCUCCAGAAGAGGCUCCGCAAUACUCGUACCAGGCCGAGAAGUACCAUGACGCAGCUCUACUUAGUUUCCAAACAUCGGUUCGCGACAUCGAUCAUUCGAACUUCAAAGCGGUUCUUCUGUUUGCCGGAGUCCUAUUCCCACACGCAUGUGUAGCUUCAGUUGCAGCUCACUCGGAUAUGGAGCACGCGUUCGACAGCGUGCUUUCUAAUCUGGUUUUGACCCGGAGGAUACGGCCCAUGGUGACUGGCUUUUACACGGAAAUGAAGGCGAGCGAGUUGGGCCGCAUGAUUCCGGACGACGUCAAAGAUAUUGAUUGGAUGACAGAAGAACAACCACCCAAUACUGAACUUGUGCAACUGCGUAAGUUCUCGGAGGUCGUCCAUCAUGUCUAUCCUCCCGAUAUCGUGGAUGCAUAUGGCUUUGCCUGCCAUAUCCUCGAACUGGUCUUCCAGGUCGCGGAAAAGUCUGAUAAGCCGCCUUCCGACGCGUUGCUGAAGAUUUGGAUCCACCUCAUCUCAAAUCGCUAUAUCGAGCUUCUAUCGGAGAAGCAGCCGGGAUCUCUAAUCAUCUUUGCACAUUACGCGGUCAUGAUGCACAGAGCGGCAGCGAGUUAUUGGUAUCUGGAGGGGCUCGCAGAGCAGAUACUCAAGAUCGCGGAUCACAUGGUCCCUAGCGAGUGGAAGCAGUGGCUUCAGUGGCCCAAGGAGCAGAUACGAGGUGGCUCUGUUCCGCCGACACCAUAUUCUGGACAUGCGACAUGA
Messenger RNA from Alternaria viburni, 921 nucleotides. RefSeq lists its product as uncharacterized. Gene Ontology annotation, biological process: regulation of transcription by RNA polymerase II. The record is from RefSeq and is a predicted model, not a curated record. Gene Ontology annotation, molecular function: DNA-binding transcription activator activity, RNA polymerase II-specific. Bases 1 to 921 code for a protein of 306 amino acids. NCBI's taxonomy places the organism in Eukaryota, Fungi, Ascomycota, Dothideomycetes, Pleosporales, Pleosporaceae. The transcript is spliced from 2 exons.